Molecule: messenger RNA, 1218 nt
Organism: Melanaphis sacchari
Lineage: Eukaryota; Metazoa; Arthropoda; Insecta; Hemiptera; Aphididae
Exons: 4
Coding region: 290-1108 (272 amino acids)
Source: RefSeq, a predicted model, not a curated record
UACUGUCAGGUACAUCAAACAGCGGCUAGGUAAGUGGCGUAGGUAAUCUUAACACGUAGUUGAGACGCAUAUUUACUAGAGAUGCAAAUACGCGGGCACGUCAAUAUUUUCCAUUAAGUGCAUAAUAUCUAACAAGCGAUGGCAAUUCAAAUUGUUAUGUCAAUGAGGUCUUGUCGUUUGUCAUCAAACAUUGAGAUUAUAUUUCGGAAUUCAGACUGUAAUUACAAGCGGAAUCGAAUAAUCAAAACAUGCGUGUCGGUGUGGCUUUAAAAAAAGGAAAUUGUUUAUAAUGGCGAUAUCACUAUCCAUAAUUUUUGUGAGCUUCAUAUUUUCAACGAGUGUCUCAUUCGGGGAAGACGUGUGCAGUCACUAUGAAGAUAAUGAUUGUAUUCAUCCGAAUAUACUUAAAAAUGGUCAUUUUGUUAACCAAUGGACCGUCUAUUUGCCUGGAAUGACCAAAGACCAAGCUAGAGAGUUAUUAGAAAAUAAUGGCUUUGACUACUUAGGACAGAUAAUGGAUGGAGUUGAUUUGCAUCUUGUGACGAAACAUGGCACACCAGAAAAGCACGCCUUGCCCAACGAAAAAAUAAUUGAAUUACUUAAGAAACACGAAAAAGUACAUUCGGUUGCACAAAAGCAUGUGCUUGAAAACUCGCAAGAACAGGUAGUAAACAUAAUCAACGAGGAUAGAGUCUACUUCGAACCUUUGGAUCCCAACAUGAUCAUACUAAACGACGGUCGGAAUAACUUGGAAAGAAUAGCUGCUUUUGAGGCUACAGAAGCCGCGAGCACUGCAGCAGAAUUUGAUAAUAAUAAUGAUAAGCUUGUAGACACUAACGAAACAAUUAAAGCUGAUGACGAUAGUCGCAAAAAGAAACAAAGUGGAAAAAAACAUGGCAGCGUAUUCAGUUUAGAGAAUAAAAUUCCGUUAAAUUCGUUGGAUCCCAAUAAUUCAGUAGAAAUUGAUAUGUCAAACAAGGGAUCAUUAGCGGACAAAGAGAAGUUUAACGAGAAGUCAUCAAGUGAGGUCUUGGACGAGGAUGCCUUGAACGAGGAGUCGUUAGAAAAGGAAUCAUCGGAUAAAACAAAGACAGGAAUAAAUGGAUGAAACUUUGCAAGACCUACAGUCUGUAAUAUUAAUCUUGAAGCGUAAUUUCAUAAAGCUAUUAUAAUUUAUUAAAAACUGUAUUAUAUUAAUUAUACUUAUGAUUUUUAAUA